Carya illinoinensis is the source of this 555-nucleotide messenger RNA. Its product is annotated as ATP-dependent DNA helicase PIF4-like. NCBI's taxonomy places the organism in Eukaryota, Viridiplantae, Streptophyta, Magnoliopsida, Fagales, Juglandaceae. The record is from RefSeq and is a predicted model, not a curated record. The transcript has a single exon. Gene Ontology annotation, biological process: telomere maintenance; DNA repair. Gene Ontology annotation, molecular function: DNA helicase activity. The coding region runs from base 1 to 555 and encodes 184 amino acids.
AUGGCCGCAUCACAAUCUCUUAAUAAUGAACAACAACAUGUCUAUAAUGCAGUAAUGGAAAAAGUAUUUGCAAACCAAAAUGCUGCAUUCUUUGUGGAUGGCACAGGUGGGAUAGGGAAAACAUCCCUGUACAAAGCACUUCUCACAACAGUACGAUCAAGAAAAUUAAUAGCACUUGCAACUGCUUCAUCAGGUAUUGCUGCAUCUAUUGUUCUAGGAGGUCGAACAACAUACUCACGUUUUAAACUUCCACUUGAUACUGACGAAAGAAGCACGUGCUGUGUCAGCAAACAAAGUGCACUGGCAAACCUACUACAUGCAGCAAAAUUAAUAAUUUGGGAUGAGGCUCCAAUGAUGAGAAAACAACACAUAGAAGCAUUGGAUAAAAUGCUACGAGAUAUCAAUGAUUCAAAUGUAACAUUCGGUGGGAAGGUUGUUGUUUUCAGUGGAGAUUUUCGACAGGUUUUACCCGUGGUUCGUAAAGGAACAAAACAAGAACAAGUUAAUUCCAGUUUGGUUUAUUCGUAUUUAUGGCCUACAUUAACCAAGUUCUGA